UUCAACAGUGUUUGGACGGAGCACACCCGGGGCCUCCCUUUGUUAGCGUCCAGCGGCCCCCCAGUGUCUCCAGUCGCAGCCUCUGGGACCAUCUCGUCACCGCCUUCGGCUCCCAGGACCAGCCAGCACCGCGAUUGGCUCCACUGCAUAUCAGCCAUGAGCUCCCAGGUCCGUCAGAAUUAUUCCACCGAAGUGGAGGCUGCAGCGAACUGCCUGGUCAACUUGCACCUGCGGGCCUCCAACACCUACCUCUCUUUGGGCUACUAUUUUGACCCGGAUGACGUGGCUCUGGAGGGUGUCGGCCACUUCUUCCGCGAAAUGGUGGAGGAGAAGCGCGAGGGCACCAAGCAGCUGCUCAAGAUGCAGAACGAACGUGGAGGCCGUGCACUAUUCCAGGAUGUGCAGAAGCUGUCUCAAGAUGAGUGGGGUAAAUCCCAGGAGGCCAUGGAAGCUGCCUUGGUCCUGGAGAAGAGCCUGAACCAGGUCCUCUUGGAUCUUCAUGCCCUGGCUUCUGCUCGCACAGAUCCUCACCUCUGUGACUUCCUGGAAAACCACAUCCUGGAUGACGGGGUGAAGCUCAUCAAGAAGAUGGGCAACCACCACACCAACCUCCGCAGGGUGGCUGGGCCGCAGCCAGCACAGACCGGUGUGCCCUGGCCAUCUCUGGGCGAGUACCUCUUCGAGAGGCUCACUUUCAAGCAUGACUAG
Peromyscus californicus insignis is the source of this 708-nucleotide messenger RNA. RefSeq names its product ferritin light chain 1-like. The coding region runs from base 157 to 708 and encodes 183 amino acids. Gene Ontology annotation, cellular component: cytoplasm. The transcript has a single exon. Gene Ontology annotation, biological process: intracellular iron ion homeostasis; iron ion transport. Lineage: Eukaryota; Metazoa; Chordata; Mammalia; Rodentia; Cricetidae. Gene Ontology annotation, molecular function: ferrous iron binding; ferric iron binding. The record is from RefSeq and is a predicted model, not a curated record.